CGGCGGCAGGAUUUCUUAAUUAACAAGAACACUAAACUUAGUCAGUAAAGUUAAAUAUGUGAUGGAGGUGAUUUUUAUCUUCUUUUUCAAAAAAGAAGGAAGUAUAUUACUCAAAGUCCUCCAUCAUUCUCUGAGAUACCAACGUAGUGGUCCGAGAUAAAUUCAUAAAAUCGACAAUUUUAUCAGAGCAACACCGCGACAAAUCGAUGGCCAUUCCAGGGUAGAGGCAAAAGAAAGGGUCCAAGUAUCAGUUUUUACGUUUCCAUUUAAUGUUAAAUCUUAUCUUAUCAACAUUUGGAUAGCCCGUACAUUGAGCAAUUGCGAAAAAUCGGUUUAUCAUUGGAAAGUGUUGACUACGGAUCGGUUUCUGGAAAUACGAAUAAGUUUUGUUCUGAAGUUUUGAAGAUGGGGAGUACUGGCGCAUGUUGUGCUAAACUUAUCCUUGGUAUACUGAAUACUCUCUUCCUGCUCGUUGGACUUGCUCUUAUCGCGGCAGGUGCCUUGGUUAUAGCAGGAGCUGACUUCAUUGCGUCAGUUCUGAAGGCUUUUAAGGACCUGCCGGUGAUAUCUGACUAUCUAACUAUAGCAGCAUGGGUUCUGGUCGGGAUCGGGAUAUUCCUGGUGGUGAUGGGAAUUCUAGGUGGAUGUGGGGCUUGUUGCAGCAUCAAGGUCUUUCUAAUUAUUUACGUCAUCAUCAUGGUGCUGCUCAUCCUGAUAGAAGUGACCUUUGUAGCUCUCUUGUUUUCUGAUAAGCUUAAAGAAAUUCUUUCGGAUCCACUAAGUAACGAAUUUAAUAAGUAUGAAGAAAUUAUAAGUGGCGGAACUUUAAGCAAAGACGUAGAGAGCAGGGCCAUGGAUCUCCUAUUUACAAGCCUGAAAUGUUGUGGGUGGAAUGGCUAUAGUGAUCUGAAUGGGAAAAAUGUGAUUGGCUGUUGUAAAGCAUUAACGGAGGAUAUACUGCAGAGUAAUCAACAAUCAACUCUCCAGUCCAUACAUGGAAGUUGUACAAAUCCCACCGGAUACCAUUCUAAAGGAUGUUAUACGGCCAUAAUGGACCUGAUUGAGGACAACAAACCAAUGGUCAUCGGAGUGGGCGUGGCACUUUUCCUAUUUCAGAUUUUAUGCAUCUUGUUUGCAAUUUGGAUUGUGAAGGACAGUUCAAAGAUAACCCCAGGUGACUAAGCAAAGGACAUUUGUCAACUGUUGUGUUGAAUGUAGAAUUUGUUUAAUUCAUUUUUUUAAAACUUUCUACUUACUUACUUCUGAGAUUCUUCAUGUCUUUUUUAUGUAAACAAGAGGAACAGGUUUUUUGUUUUUGAAAGUU
Molecule: messenger RNA, 1324 nt
Organism: Saccostrea cuccullata (small rock oyster)
Lineage: Eukaryota; Metazoa; Mollusca; Bivalvia; Ostreida; Ostreidae
Product: CD82 antigen-like
Exons: 8
Coding region: 406-1182 (258 amino acids)
Cellular component (GO): plasma membrane
Source: RefSeq, a predicted model, not a curated record